Molecule: messenger RNA, 1434 nt
Organism: Acanthaster planci (crown-of-thorns starfish)
Lineage: Eukaryota; Metazoa; Echinodermata; Asteroidea; Valvatida; Acanthasteridae
Product: transcription factor HES-4-A-like
Biological process (GO): regulation of DNA-templated transcription
Molecular function (GO): DNA binding; protein dimerization activity
Source: RefSeq, a predicted model, not a curated record
UGUGAGGGAAUUUCACACUUGAGCGAACGGCCGAAGGCACUCCCCUGUGGUCGGCACGUGUGGGGAUAAAUAGGGCUCUCGUGCUCACAGUUCCAUCAUUCUAAAAAUCAACCUCCCGCGAUAUAGACGUGAUAUCCCACUUUUGUCUCUCCUUCUUGAAACACUCUCCACCUUGUACGAAAAACUUCAGCAUGAUUGCCAACGUGAUGCCCAAUUCUGCGCCCGAAACGGAAAGACCUAAGACUUCCAAACACAUGAUGGAGCGCAAGAGGCGAGCUCGUAUCAAUGACAGCCUUCUCCAGCUCAAAAGUCUCAUCUUUCCGGCUCUGCGCAAAGAGAUGUCACGCCAACCCAAAAUGGAGAAAGCCGAUAUCCUGGAGAUGACUGUCCGCUACCUGAAGGAGGUGCAGUCGUCGCCGCAGAAUGGCCGGACUUCCCCCGCCGCCCAGGUUAGCCAGUACCACGCCGGGUACAACGAGUGCCUGGGUGAGGCCUCCAACUUUUUGGCCAACUGCGAAUCCGUGGACCUGGACACCCGCCUGCGGAUCAUGAACCACCUGGCUGAAAGGUGCAGCGGUCUGGAGCCUACAGUCCCAACACAGCAGCAGCAACAAAAGCAGGUGACGUACAACUUCACCGCCCCCAAGCAGUCUACUCUGACGUCACCAGCUGUGAGCCCCGUUUCCGUGGCAACCAACAGCCGUGUGCCGCCCAUGACAUCGUGCACCGUGCAGCAGCAGCAGCAACUCAUGCUGUGCAUCCCGCACGACUUUCCCAGCCAGACCAACCCAUCCCUCCUGAGCCACUCCAGCACCAGCACCCAGUCGUCCAUCAUCUUCCCCACCCCUCCUCCGUCACCGGUCGAGGUGUCCCCCGCCCCGCCCGCUCAGUCGUGCACCCAGAUCGCCACGGAGUACAGACCUAAAAUCAAGUCGGCCGUCGCUGCCUCCUAUCGGCGUCGCCACGCCGCCGUCAGCAACACUGUCGCACGAGAAAACGUCUGGAGACCCUGGUGAACUUUGCAGCGUACUCUUCGCCUCAUCGAAACUGGUGCUUCAAAUAGACUGAACUCGGGCUUACUUAGUAUUUGAAGUGUUUGACUAUUCCUUAUCUUGGGUUUGACACAUUAUCAAAGAAUCACUUGAUUCAAUGAACACAGCAACGGCUAAGUUCUCUCAAGAAAUUCGUCUGAUCUUUUCAAGGGGUCCCAAACUUUCUUCAGCCGUUUGCUUUGACGCUCACCACUUACUUGGCGCUAACUUAACGUGUUUGGCUUCUUCCAACACAGUUGCGAAAUUGUUGUACAGAUAAGCCCAACUAAAAUAUUUUUGUAUUUGACAUUGUAUUUUGCCGCUGCUGGGCGGCUGAAAAGUUCUGACAGGCCGUUGCAGGUCGACGGCCGAUGUUUGAGAAUAAAAUAUCUCUUAAAAAAGA